This is a messenger RNA of Phanerochaete carnosa HHB-10118-sp, 1092 nucleotides long. RefSeq lists its product as uncharacterized. The transcript has 3 exons. Gene Ontology annotation, cellular component: mitochondrial inner membrane. Lineage: Eukaryota; Fungi; Basidiomycota; Agaricomycetes; Polyporales; Phanerochaetaceae. Gene Ontology annotation, biological process: mitochondrial electron transport, cytochrome c to oxygen. The coding region runs from base 552 to 953 and encodes 133 amino acids. The record is from RefSeq and is a predicted model, not a curated record.
GGGUAAAGUGCUGGGGCGGACGAAACAUCGACAAAGCGCGUUCUCCUUGUCGUCCUGGUGCUCGCGGUGGCUGAUGCUGAAGACGUACCGUCAUCCAUCGUUGCUUGCUUGUUGGUCGUCGAGUUCUUGGGCGUCGAUAUCGAGCGUGGGUGAUGGUGGGAAGCAAGCUGCGAACUGUUCGUCGUGCGGGGUGUUUCAUGGCGGCGCAGCCAAACAACACCAAACCGAGCGCCGACCCUUCCGGUGGCGCGCGGGCCUUCGCCGUUAUGCCUGGCUGCAGCACACAGCUGCGAUUGCAUGAAUAUAGUGUAUAUGGACGAAAAUGCAGACGAAUCGUCCUCGUCGCACGCAACGACGAGCAGGCUUGAGUACGCGUCGAGGGUGGCCUGCAACACCGCCGGGAUAGACCGGCUCGCUUAUUCCAGGUCUAGGGUCGCGGCGUGCCGGGCCCAACGACCAGUCCUCUUUUCCUCCAUCAACGUCGACAUCAUCUCUCCUGCUCCCGCCGUCAUCCUCGUCGUCGAACUCGCCGAGCGGCCUAAAAUCCCAUAAUGCGCACCCAGAUGCUUGCCGCCGUCCUCCGCGCCCGCCCCGCUACCACCCGGGCUGCUCCUAGAUUCAUCCGCAUGUCCUCCAGCGCGCACGGACAGGAGACCUUCGAGGCGUUCACCGAACGCUACGUCAACUUCUUCGAGAAUGCAGAGGACCUCUUCGAGGUCCAGCGUGGGCUGAACAACUGCUUCGCCCACGACCUCGUCCCGGCGCCCUCCGUGGUCGAGGCUGCUAUCCGUGCAGCUCGACGCGUCAACGACUUUGCGACCGCCGUGCGCGUGUUCGAGGGUGUCAGGGAGAAAGUCGAGAACAACCAGCAGUACCAAUCAUAUCUGGAUGAGCUCAAGGGUGUCCGUGAGGAGCUUGGCAUCAGUACCGUGGAGGAGCUGUACCGCCAGUAAACCAAUUUGGACCGCAUAGGUAUUGCAUUUUGCACAGGCGGAAAGUCACAGUCUUUGCGUUUUCGUCUUGCAGUGUUCCAGCUGUACCCCUACUAGAUCACUCAUUAUGCUCUAUACAAUUGGGUACAGGUUACGCUAC